UGAAACCAUGUUCCAGGCACAGACACAACUCUUUCUGUGGUCUUUUUUCUGAUUCUGUGCUUAGCAGAGGGAAAUCCUGUGUUCGUUCUAUCAAACUACCUGUUACCACAACAAUUCAGAAGAAACUCUGGCUGGUGAACAAGACUGUAAAAUCUGAAUUCAGAAUGGAAGAUCGCUUCAGCUAUAGGAAUGGUGCUUACUGGGAUGACUCUGGAACAGAUUUCAACAGAGCCAACAGCAUGUCCAGGCCAAGUGGCAAAGCCAUUUACCGUCAAAGGAAAGAGUACAGUAGCACUAUAAUGAAGGCUGAGUAUGACUUCCGGCAUCGGGUGGAGCAUCUUUUGACUUGUACUAUUGAUGGCAAAGAAAUCAACAAUGUAGAGAAUUGUAUUGAGCGGCUCAAAAUGAUGGAUGCCCAAAGCCAUGUGUGGGGCCAAGACAUGCUUUUGCAGAUCAAGGAGAACAAAUUGUUGCUGACGGACAUAGAGGCUGAGGAAGAGCUGGACUGCUAUCCCUUGGAAGAUAUCCAGGAUUGUGUUGCCAUCCUUAACCGUUGUAUUUACAACUCCAUCUUGGCUAUUUCUGUGAAAGAAUUCAACCAGCACAAAACUAGUAUCUUGCUCUUUCAAUGCGAGCAGAUUGGGGCUGACUUGUUGAAAACCAAAAUACAGAAAGCUAUUGAGGAAUGGAGAACUGAAUGUCAGAAUCAUGAUAUGCUCAGAAUGAACUUAGAGAACGUGUUGAAUCGGCAAAACAGAGCACCUCACGUUGGUAACACCACACUAAUUCCUCAUGAUUCUCCUUGGGACAUGGACCCACGCUACACGGAAUUCAAUGAAGCUGAACGGCAAUUUGACCAGCAGCAGAAGUAUGAAACACAUCAAGAAGAUCCUAAACUCUCCCCGAUGUCACAGGAUAAAUAUAUAGAAAUUGAGAUCCUGAACCAUGUUCUGGAUGAUAUAGAAUCAUUUGCAAGAAAACUACAGAAGAAUGGCACCCUGAGUGACAAGAAGAAAAAGAAAAAGAAAAAAGGAAAGGAAAGUGAUAACAAUCAAGCAUUGCCCUCAGAAUCUGAGUUUGGAGAUUGCUUCCAGAAGAUCAAGUACAGUUUCAAUUUGCUGGGGAAUCUUGACCAAACCAUACAACAGCCAAGCGCUCCUGAAUUGAUCAGCCUCAUCUUCUCCACUCUAAGAACUAUUUUAUCCAGGUGUCCUAGGAUGAACUUGGCCUCUACAGUAGUCUUACCUUUGCUGACACCUGCAGCUAUUAAUUUGCUCAGCCGCUCCUUGAAAUAUGAUGAGCAGACUAUUUGGAGGAAUUUGGGAACUGCUUGGAAUAAGACUAGGGAAGAAUUUCCAAAGGGACAAUCCUUCCCUCCCUAUAUACCCACAUUUUCAGAUGGAUGGAUUCCUCCCAGGUCUACUUGGAGCUCCAACGAUAUGGCUCAGGCAAAUGGAACCCAGAAUAAUUCGUCAGAUGGGGCUUCCAAUCCUCCCCAACUCUUACAAGCCAUAAGUGAUUUCAAUGCACGGAAUUCCCAAGAGCUCACUGUAAGAAAAGGAGACCUAUUAGAGAUUUUGGACCAAAGAAAAAGAUGGUGGCUUGCCAGAAAUGCCAGGGGGGAGAAAGGCUAUAUUCCUAAUAAUAUUCUGGAAUCUAAGAAUCAGACAUCUAAUGAACAUAAUCCAGAGCAAGUUUCAACAGGUUUCACUGAUAUCCAGCCAAGUUCCUCACCAGCAGAAGUCACUGUUUGGCUCAGGACAAAAGGUUUUUCCAAGAUCACAGUUAAAUCCCUUGGCAUCUUAAAUGGUAGACAGCUACUGUCGAUGAGCCAAGAAGAACUGAAAAUGGCCUGCCCGGAAGAGGGAAGAAAAGUAUUUUCAAUGCUUACAGGAGUUAAAUCCCCACCAUAGUAAUGGUCCUCAGCAUUAGCUUUUGCAGAUCUCCCAACCCAUUCCAUCAUCUAUUUUGAAGAGAUCAUCACUGCGUCACUGGCACAACUCAAGUGAAAAUGUUAUUAGCUGCACGGUAACCUUCAAUCCACUAAUUUUCCAGUUAGUUUCUAAUUGCUGUGUUUAAGAAUAGCCUUCAAGAGGGCUUUAAGAUGCUUCUGUAAAUGCUGUAGCAAGUAACAUGCUUACCAUUUUUGAAUGAUCUCAGGAUCAUCUGUAAAUGACUGUUAUUACAGUGGUGACACACUCUUCUAUUAUUGGGCUAUGGCUUUCGGGACAGGGAUGUUUGCAGGGGUCAUUGAUUCUUGCAGCCCAGACUUAUCACAGACCACCUCAUCAAUUUUUGAGUGUGAAAAGAGACUAUAUCAAGGAAAUAUUUGUGAAGGAUAGAAUUUUAAAUGGAUCAUUUAGAUCUUUGAAAGAUAACCAGGAAAAGGUAGCCAGGAUGUUCUGAAUAAUGAAUCCGAUUUGGAAAUAAUCUAUCUUCUCCAAGUGAGGAUAAUUGGAGUGGGGUCAAAAGAUUAAGUGUAAAAAAAUUUAUUAUACUGUAUUAAUAGGUAUUCCAUCCCCAAAUUUGUGGUUAAGACACAGAUUAAUACAAUAAUUGAUCUUUUCCCAAGGAUUGGCAGAUUAUCCACUUAAUGAAAAGGCUCUAGCAAGCCAAUUUUUUUCCUCAUCCCAACCAUUUUAGAGAUAUUCACAGAUCAGAUUCUUUUUGGAUAAUAGACUUAUAUACCACUUCGCAGUGCUUUACUCUCUCCAAGUCAACAUAUUGCCCCCAACAAUCUGGGUCAAUUUACUGAUUUCGGAAGGAGGGAAGGCUGAGUCAACCUUGAGCCUGGUGAGAAUCUGAACUGCCAAACUGCAGGCAGCCAGCCGUCAGCAGAAGUACUGCAUCUAACCACUGUGCCAUCAUGGCUCCUCAUAAUGUCACCUAUUUUCCAACUUUCAUCAUUAUAUACAAACAUAGUUUAGGACAAGAACAUUUUGCUUGGAAAUAGAAGAGUUAGAUUGUUCAUUCCUUCUGACGCUCUUUCACACUUCUGGAUUAGAAAUGAAGAAAAUGAUUCAAUGUAUUUACUGGUUGAAAUAUACCAUUUUAUGAAUGUGUUAUGAAUAUGAAUAUAUCAGGUUUACUUUAAUUUCUCCAUUUGUCAGUUUAGAAAUAUUUUCACUGAUUCAUGCUAGAACACGAUAGAGAGAAGUUGGGCAGAAAAAAUGAAGUGAUUGUUUAAAAAAUAAUCAAUGAACUUCCCUUCUAUGAAAGAAAUGAUGUUUCAAUUAAUUCCAAAUUGUGCAUGUGUAUUCAUGUGAGAUCAUUCCCAGGAUUUGACAGCUUGUAAAUUUUGGGUUUGCAAAAAAUAUUGGACUGUUGACUAAUGAUUCAAUUUUCAGGAACCUACUUUAAGUAAAUCAGAAUACAAUUUUCAGAUGCUACUAGUGUUCAUCUAACUUAUUAUUUUGUUUAAUCCAUUUUAUUUAAAUAUUUCUCAUAUGUAACACAAAAUAAAAUUAGUAGCCUUUUAUAUUUCUUCUGUGCUGUUCUCAUUUUAGCUCCAAUCAGCU
Molecule: messenger RNA, 3518 nt
Organism: Ahaetulla prasina
Lineage: Eukaryota; Metazoa; Chordata; Lepidosauria; Squamata; Colubridae
Gene: EPS8L3
Product: EPS8 like 3
Exons: 20
Coding region: 165-1913 (582 amino acids)
Biological process (GO): positive regulation of ruffle assembly; regulation of Rho protein signal transduction; Rho protein signal transduction
Cellular component (GO): plasma membrane; vesicle; ruffle membrane
Molecular function (GO): actin binding
Source: RefSeq, a predicted model, not a curated record